AUGGCACACGGCUCUGUAAACGUCAAGGUUGCUCUUGUUGCGGGUACUGCUGCAGCCUUGGGGUUUGUUGCUGGCUUGCAUUUAGCUUGGACCCGCCUGUCACCGCGUGUGAGACGCAAGAUACGCCGCGAAAAAAACCACAAUGGCCAGGGGGGUAACGGGGAUGCCAGGACGACACCAAUAGGAGUUGUUUGCGAGUGUGGUGCCAUCAUUCAGGGCAAGUGCACCCCCGAGGAGAUUGCCAGACACAAAGCUUCCAACCGCCACAAGCGCAACAUGCUGCGGCAUAGCAGCAGGGAGGUUGUGGCGUGUGAGGAGGUGUCCGAGUACCGUGCGGCUGUUCUGUCGCUGGUGAGCUCAGAUGAUGUGGUCUUGGAGGUGGGUUCGCAUGUGGGCGGCACAACCAAGGUGAUCGCCUCUGUGGCUGGUCGGGUAGUUGGUGUGGACCAGCAGCCAGAACUCGUGGCGCAGGCCCGCCAGAACUAUCCGGACAUCCGGUUCGAGAACUUCGAUGCUUUCGACUCCACUAAACUGGUGGCUUUGGCCAGGUCCCUUGAUCCAGAACGCAUCACCAAGGUCUGCAUCGACAUCAGCGGAAGCCGCGAUUUGGCUACUGUAUUCAGAUUGAUGGACUUGGUUGACAAGACCAUCAGUCCGGACACGAUGCUUGUGAAGUCACAGGCGUUGAAGAAGAUGCUGCUGCGAGCACGCCUAUGGAUUGAGCAUCCUCUGAAUGCCAAAGUGCUUUGA
This is a messenger RNA of Symbiodinium natans, 750 nucleotides long. The record is from the annotation of a GenBank genome assembly. NCBI's taxonomy places the organism in Eukaryota, Dinophyceae, Suessiales, Symbiodiniaceae.